Myotis daubentonii (Daubenton's bat) is the source of this 2567-nucleotide messenger RNA. It is a transcript of the gene RHAG, whose product is annotated as Rh associated glycoprotein. The record is from RefSeq and is a predicted model, not a curated record. Gene Ontology annotation, biological process: ammonium homeostasis; ammonium transmembrane transport. Gene Ontology annotation, cellular component: plasma membrane. Lineage: Eukaryota; Metazoa; Chordata; Mammalia; Chiroptera; Vespertilionidae. Gene Ontology annotation, molecular function: ammonium channel activity.
GCCUCUGUCCUUUGCCACCAACAUGAGGUUCAAAUUCCCUCUCAUGGCCAUUGGCCUGGAGGUUGCCAUGAUUGUUUUAUUUGGAUUAUUUGUUCAGUAUGAAACGGAUCAGAAUAUUCGCCAGCAGCUCCGCAGCUCCAAUUCAACAGAUGUGGACAGAUUCUUUGAAUUAUACCCUCUGUUCCAAAAUGUGCAUGUUAUGAUAUUUGUUGGGUUUGGCUUCCUCAUGACUUUCCUGAAGAAAUAUGGCUUCAGCAGUGUGGGCAUCAACCUACUGAUUGCUGCUCUGGGCCUCCAAUGGGGCACUCUUAUGCAGGGGAUCCUGCACAGCCAUGGGCAUAAAAUCCGCAUUGGAAUAAAAAACAUGAUAAAUGCAGAUUUCAGUACAGCCACAGUUCUGAUUUCUUUUGGAGCUGUCCUGGGGAAAAUAAGCCCACUCCAAAUGCUGAUCAUGACAAUCAUAGAAAUUGCUGUCUUUGCUGGUAAUGAACAUCUGGUUGCUGAGAUAUUUACGGCCACUGAUAUUGGAGCAUCGAUGACGAUUCAUGCCUUUGGGGCCUACUUUGGCUUGGCUGUAGCAGGAGUCUUAUAUCGACCAGGCCUAAGACGGGGACAUGACAAUGAGGAGUCUGUGUACCACUCGGACUUGUUUGCAAUGAUUGGGACUCUUUUCUUAUGGAUAUUUUGGCCCAGCUUUAAUUCGGCCAUCGCUGAAGCUGGAGACAAAGAAUACAGGGCCGUGGUAAACACAUACUUCUCUCUUGCUGCCUGCGUGCUCACAGCCUAUGCAUUCUCCAGCCUCGUUGAGCACCGAGGCAAGCUCGAUAUGGUACACAUUCAGAAUGCAACCCUGGCUGGAGGCGUUGCUGUGGGCACUUGUGCAGACAUGGCGAUCCACCCAUACGUUUCUAUGAUUAUUGGGAGCAUCGCAGGAAUGGUCUCUGUACUUGGAUUUAAGUUUCUGACUCCAGUUUUUGCUACUAAACUGAGGAUCCAUGAUACAUGUGGGGUCCAUAACUUGCAUGGCUUACCUGGGGUGGUAGGAGGCCUCGCAGGCAUUGUGGCAGUGGCCUUGGGAGCAUCUGACACGUCUACCCCAGCCAUGCAAGCAGCUGCUCUGGCUUCUUCCAUCGGAACAGCUGUUGUUGGAGGGCUGAUCACAGGUUUGAUUCUAAGGUUACCCAUCUGGGGACAACCAUCUGACCAGAACUGCUAUGAUGAUUCUGUCUUUUGGGAGGUCCCUAGGUGGAGAGAACAUGACCAUCAUUUCCAUGAACAUCAUGGCCACAACCACUUGGAACCUGAACUCUAAGUUUCAUUUCUCUGCCUUAGCUUCCUUUCCCUUCCUCUAGAAUCAAGUUUAAAUGGACAAAAAGCAUCCAACGAAAAUAUGGACCAGAAUGGAAGAUCCUAACCUGAAAAUGUCCAGUGUAAAAAUGUCUUAGCAUAGUGUUGUGUUUUCUCUUGAUAUUCACUGAUUGUUUAGUUGAGGGCAUAUGACUCAGAAAGCAGAUGGUCAAGCCUGGCCAGUGUGGGUCAGUGGUUGAGCAUCAACCCAGGAACCAAGAGGUCACUGGUUCAAUUCCCGGCCAGGGCACAUGCCCAAGUUGCUGGCUCAAUCACCAGUAGGGGACAGCCAGUCAAUGCUUCUCUCUCAUCCUUGAUGUUUCUAUCUCUCUCUCCCUCUCCCUUCCUCUCUGAAAUCAAUAAUAUCUCUCUCUCUCUCUCUCUCUCUCUCUCUCUCUCUCUCUCUCUCUCCAUAUAUACAUAUAUAUCGUCAAGACUACUCUUGACCAGUGGGUAGAUACAAGAUGAAUAUUUGAUGCAUAUUCAUAUAUAUUCCCAAUGGAAGUAGAUUUAUAUAGAAUCCACACUUUCUAAUCAUAUCACUUUCUUAAGUGUAGUUACUAUGUCUUCAGUCUCAAAGAUUAUACAACUAAAGCCAAUGAAACAAUAAUGUAUACAUGAAUCCACUUAAGAAAUAUGUAUUGAGAGACUAGUUUUAAUUGCAAGUGCUUUUAUCUAAUGAAAAAGAAUACCAAAAAAGAACCACCUACUAUCAUUAUUUCAUAUUAAGAUAAAAAGAUAAUCCUGACAUCACAAAAUGGUGUGGACAUAUUCAGAAUAAAAGACAAUUAUUUAAAUUAAAUAAAAUUUAACCUUCAUAAAAAAACAAUAAAUUCUCAAACGUACUUAAAAAAAAAAAGACUGUAAGGAAGCUCCAUCUAUUUUAUUCUUUGAUUUGGUAUUUACAUACCUAGCUAAUUGAUUCUCUCUUCCUCUCUUUCUCCCUCAAAUCUCCAGAGAAACAUCAUGCAAACACACAUGAUGUUUAAUCGCUGUACAGAUUCAAAAACUAGAAAUACAUAGAGCAGUAAUAUGAUUGUUUUGGUAGUGCUUUCUUGAUUUAAAAAAUGGUAAAGUUAGUAAUGUUAUGUCUUUGCUUGAAUAUUCUUAUGCUUAAUUUCUUUUGUAUGUUUACUAUUUGCCAAAAGAACUCACAUGCUGUCUGACCAAAGUCUAUUUUGUAUAAAAUUUCAAUUAAUUAAAUAUUAUUAUAAAAUAUA